AUGGAGGUAUGUCUUGAACGAAACCAAGAGUUUCGAAUUGAGGUGGGAGAAGUACAGAGAUUGAAGAUAAUGGUACUGAGUGGGCUUGCAGAGGUGAAGGGACAAGAGCUGCUAAACGAGAGGUGGUAUACAUUCAACAACACAAGGACGUUUGUGUUUACUUUUUCUGGAUGCAAGCUGAAAAUUGAUGGAGUGUGUGAUUUGCAGUAUGUCUCUGAUGUGACUAAUGUUCCAUCGAUAUUCAAUAUAGCACGCUUUUUUGCAAGCAGAGGGUUUGAUUAUGGAAAGAUGCGCACAUUCAUGGUGGUUGGGAAUGGCAGAAGCACGUUCUGUUUUACUCUGAUUAAUUUUUUUAUACGGCUUGGCAAGAAGGUGCUGUUUACUGAGGUUGACCCAGCGAAGGGAAAUGUGUUUCCUGGGGCGCUUAGCACGAUGCAUGUUGACACGCUGAUCGAUUGUGUAGAAGGCCUGAAGCUUAAUAAUCCACUGUCGUUUUACUAUGGAUCGACUGAGAUUGCCAACAUGGAUCUAUAUGAUGUUCAGACUAUGCGGUUGCAAGAGGCAAUACAAGGGAAGGGUGUGAAUGAUUUCCAUCUAAUACUCUGUCCAGAAGGCACUUCGAUGUUUUAUGAUGCAUUAAUAAAGAGAUUUGAGGUUGAUAGAGUUGUUGUAGUGGGAGACGAGAGGAUGUACCAUUCGAUGAAGGUGAUUGCAGAGAAGAUUAUGAUACGUAGGAGCGGAUAUGUUGAGGAGAAGGAUGUUGGAAGAAGCAUAUCAAGGUAUUUCAAGGGAGUCAGUGGGGAAUACACGCCUUUUUCGUUCAAUGUGAAGUAUAAGUGGAAGGUUGUGAGGAUUGGGGAGAUGUAUGUUGCGCCGAUGAGUGCAUUACCACUUGGAACGUCAAGGAAGGUUGGAUGCGUGGAAGCAUGUGAAGUUGAGGUUGUUGAAAGUUCAGUGUUAGGCAUAUCUGAGGCGAAAAGUAUUGAUGAAGUGGCAAGAUCGCCUGUUGUAGGGUAUGUUGUGGUGAUUGAUCGCAAUACAUUUAAGAUUCUUUGCACUCAGCCUAAGCUUCCGAAGUAUAUGUUUUUUGUACAAGGAGAUAUGCGGCAUGUUGAGUAUUGA
Ordospora colligata OC4 is the source of this 1122-nucleotide messenger RNA. Its product is annotated as subunit of pre-mRNA cleavage GTPase. Gene Ontology annotation, biological process: tRNA splicing, via endonucleolytic cleavage and ligation. Gene Ontology annotation, molecular function: polynucleotide 5'-hydroxyl-kinase activity. Gene Ontology annotation, cellular component: nucleus. The record is from RefSeq and is a predicted model, not a curated record. NCBI's taxonomy places the organism in Eukaryota, Fungi, Microsporidia, Ordosporidae. The transcript has a single exon. Bases 1 to 1122 code for a protein of 373 amino acids.